Molecule: messenger RNA, 435 nt
Organism: Fusarium subglutinans
Lineage: Eukaryota; Fungi; Ascomycota; Sordariomycetes; Hypocreales; Nectriaceae
Product: peptidylprolyl isomerase
Exons: 2
Coding region: 1-435 (144 amino acids)
Molecular function (GO): RNA binding
Source: RefSeq, a predicted model, not a curated record
AUGUCAGACGCAGCUCGAUGGAAAGCCACUGUCUACGUAGGCGGACUAUCUCAGAUGGCAACUCAGAGUCAUGUCCUCGAUGCAUUCAUCCCAUUCGGGGAGAUAGUCGAGGUCAAAGUUCCAAAACCCGAUGCGCCAAACUCUACAGAGACACACAGAGGAUUCGCCUACGUCGAGUUCGAAGACGCAGCUGAUGCGAAGGAGGCUAUUGAUAACAUGGAUCAAUCGGAGUUUUUCGGAAAGGUCCUAAAGGUAUCACAGGCCAAGGCACCUAAAAGCGCAGAGGAUGGACUUGGUAGCAGAACAGCUAUUUGGGAGAAGGAAGGAUGGCUGGCCGAGCAUGCGGCAGAUGAUGAAGACGCAGUGCCAGGUGCCGGUCCUGACCCCAUGCAAGGAUUGGAACAACUCGACGUUGCAGGACCAAAACCUGAAUGA